AUGAAAGAAGAAAUUGCCACAAAGAAAAAGCAGACGGGAAUCCGUGGGUUUUUUAAGAGGAAGUGGAAAAAGGCUAAGCAAACCUUAAACCGCUGUUUUAAGAAUACAGUGGAGCCAAUGCAGCCAAACACGAGUACCUCUAAUGAAGCUCUUUUUGAGCCUACAGAGGGAGAAGUAGAGUCUUACUAUAAGUUUGGCAAAUUGCUGGGAGAAGGAGGAUUUGGAUUGGUCCGUACUGGUACCCGCAUUUCUGAUGGCAAAGAGGUUGCCAUAAAAAUCAUGUCCAGGCGGCUGAAUAGACAGACCAUUGUUAUUCCAGGACAUUCCAAACCUCUGCCUGUAGAAGUGGCACUCCUGAUUAAGAUGAAUGAACCUCCCAUAAGUCAAUAUGCCAUAAAAAUGUUGGAGUGGUUCAUAGACUCAAACGACAUCAUCAUUAUUAUGGAGUACCCUCAACCCUGCCUAGGCUUGGACCACAUCAUCCAAUGCAAUCGUACACUGAGUGAAGAAACCGCUCGUGUAAUAAUGCGUCAAACGGUUCAGGCAGUAAUAAACUGCUAUGAUCACGAAGUCUUUCACAGCGACAUCCAUCCAGGCAACUUCCUAGUCAACACAACAACGUUAGACACCAAGCUGAUUGACUUCGGUUGUGGUCAGCUAUAUACUUAUGGCGCCUACAAAAGUCACAAGUACAUAGGUGAGUUGGCAUUUUUUUUCCUAUAG
Messenger RNA from Paramisgurnus dabryanus, 723 nucleotides. RefSeq lists its product as uncharacterized. NCBI's taxonomy places the organism in Eukaryota, Metazoa, Chordata, Actinopteri, Cypriniformes, Cobitidae. Gene Ontology annotation, biological process: regulation of mitotic cell cycle; protein autophosphorylation; negative regulation of apoptotic process. Gene Ontology annotation, molecular function: protein serine/threonine kinase activity; ATP binding. Gene Ontology annotation, cellular component: cytoplasm. The record is from RefSeq and is a predicted model, not a curated record.